AUGGACAACCUCAUGAACGAUGCAAAAGGCAGGGGAAGCAGAGAACCAUGUUAUGACGAAUACCACAACGAGAAUUUGCUGCAUCUAGAGAAAGAACCCAACCUAAAUAAUAGAAUGCACAUGUUGAAACGGGUUCGUGGUAAACGUUGGCAAGAUGAACGCACGUACAGCUCCUACGAUACAUUCCCCUACGGGGGCAUCUUCUACAAUGACCUAAUCGUAAAGGACGUGAUAAAGUAUUACUUCAAGCGGGGAGGUGACUACUUGGAUGGGCAACCGCUAGACCCGCCUGCGACCCCGGGACCACCCGGGUACGUCUAUCUCGGUGCAGGUAUACUUAAGGAGAUGCAAAGGAAGAAACACAGAGAAAAAAAUAGAAUGGUUUUUAUAUUUUGCCUUAAUGAGGCGAUACUCAAAAGGGGCGGCGAAAGAACAUGGGGCAGUGAGGGUACCCCCCAACGGGAGAGGCGUGCAUACAGCAGAGGCAGCCAAGUGGCAGACGUAGCGGAAAAAAGGGGAACACAUCGGAGGAGAAGCAAACACCAAGACAACCGACUUGGAGACAUAGAUGAUAUUCUGAAUGGAAGGAACUUCCAUCAGAACCCGUUUAUAAAAACCAAGACGUCGCUCCUAUGGGAAGACGUUAAAGACAGGGAGGGGGGGAUGUGCACAGAUGUCAACAGGGACAAAAAGAACCUGAACCUUGAAUCCUUCUAUAGGGAACCUACAUUUAGGGGCUCACCCAGGGGGAGUAAAACGUUCGGAGGGGGGACCAAUGCACGUAGUGAGGACAGUACACACGACCCUAGUGACAGUCAUACCGGUGGGGUCUCUUACCAAUCUUCAGACCACUCCUUCGAGGAGUAUUCCCCUGAUUGUUCGGAACUCUCCACUGAGGAAAGCCCCUCUGACAGUUCAGACAGCUCAGACGACGACACGGAAGAAUGCUCCACCAACAGUAGUAACCACGGUGGACACCCCCGCCACACCUACCACCGACGAAGGAGAAACGUCUACAGCGAUCGAAGCGGCGUCUUCAUGUUAAGUGUGUUGCACCACCAGGAAGAGGUAUACUCAGUGAAGUGGAAGGAGAGACAAAACGACCCCUUCUGUGUAGUCACAUCCAUCUGCUUCGAUGGAUAUAUAUACAUCUGGAGGGAGCAUACCAACAGCCAGAACAAACUCACCUUUGUAUCUGUGUGUAGAGUUUAUGUUCCCUCGUUUGAACAAAUGGUUAAAUGCGUAAAGUGGUGCUGGGUAGAUAAAGACACCACUAGCGAAGAUUACUGCCGCUUUUGGAGCAACAACAAAAAUGCAAACAUAGCCAGGAAUGAAUACCUAAUAGUUUACGGUUCUAGAAACGAGUUUCAUCCAGAUGGGGUUGUGAGAAGUGGUGCCCCCCGCGGGUGCGAUAAAGGGGAACGAGCCAUCUUUUCCGUCUUCUCCAUCUAUGCCAUUUUCAACAUACACAGACACGACGCCCACGUGAAAAAUAUCCUUAGCUACGAAAACAUUCCAAUAAACCUCCACUACGAGUACGUGCUCCAGGCAAAGAUGAAGUAUGCGUCUCUUAACACGUCUCUCAUUUCAGUUUACACAGAUGAUACCUUCCUCCCAGAGAAUGAGUAUCACAUGAAGUUUGGCCAGUGGAAGAUUAAGAAAAUAUGCCCCCUCUCAGAUUCGCUCUUGCUGGACAAGGGUAAUCCCCAUAGUGGUGUGGCACGCGAAUUCAUUGGCUGGGACCACGUAGAUGUGACCGAUUGUGAGCUCUCCUCCAGUGGUAGCAACACCAGCACGGAUCACAGUGAAGAGGAUCGAAGCAACUACGAUGAUUAUAAUGGGGAAUAUUACCAUAGUGGUGACCCCGGUUCGCACCACAAUGGAGGGACAACUCUUUGGAGACGACCCCGACGCAGGGACAACAAUAAACAAAACGACUUCCUCCUUUUUAGGAAGCUUUUCAGUACAGUCAGCAACUUGAUGCCCCCAUUUGCGAUCACCAUCUCGACAUACAACGGAGACGUCUACAAAAUUAUGAUAAAGCCAAGUGAUAUAUGGAUAAAAAAAAAAAAAAGCGUCAGUGUAAGGUACAUGCUACAAUACAGAGCAUGCGAACCGUCUCCCAAAUGGGAAAAAAAAAAAAAAUAUAUAUCCAGCAAAAGACAACACGAUGAACCAAUCCUUCAGGAAGACUGCACAAUCCAUUUUAACGCCAACCAUAAUGUCGUCCUGGUGCAGGAUAAGCGAAACGGGAAAAUGUACCUGUACAACUUUGACAUAGGGGUUAGAAGCAGGAGUAGUUCCUUUUAUCAGUUUCCCAUCCAAGUGGAGGGGCCCAAUGUAUGGGCAUCCUCUUCCCAAUGGGAUGGCGCAGGUGGGAGCAGGCAAACCAGAGAUGGUCGGUACUCAUUAGAAGGGUAUCAUAACGACGAUAGGGUUACCCCACUGGAAGGUGCCGCAUAUCGUAACAAAACCAACAGCAUGGUUAAUGAACUACGAAAGGAAGAAAAAACGUGGGAAGCUUCCCCAUCGGGGGGUUACAAAAUGGAAGAUACCUCAGCAGUAGAACAGACGCAUAGUGAACAAAAGACACGCAGGAGUUACGAUCUGCAUAACGAUGCUUGGAUCGAACCGGCAGUGAAGAAAAAGAGAAGAAGAGCAUUCACUCCGAUAUGUUGCCUAAACAGUAUGUACAUUGACCGGUACUACAUGUUGAAGCACAAGGGAAGUGAAACCCUCAGGAGGAAGAAUCACUUCAUCUAUUCGUACUCCUAUCAGAUGUGUAGGAUCUAUGAAGAAGUGAAGAAGAACCCACACGUGUGCAUGUCGACUAGCCAAUUUUUAGAAAAAAAAAAUACCAUUCCAUUGGUGUAUAAAAGCGCAGUUUUGGAUUCAGUAGAUUCCUUUUUCGUACUCAUGUGCGUGGACAAAAAACGGGAGUGCAUCUUCGCGCUGAAGUCGGAGACGAGGGAUGUGGUCCAUAGUUCCAAAAUGUUGUGCAUCUUUGACGAUAGCUCUUCACUAAUCUGUUUGCAAGGAAGCUCUCCCCCCCCGAAUGAACCGAACAACAAUAUAUACCUGAGUAAAACGCAAGAGGAUAUUUGCAAAGCAGAAGGGGUGCCCUGUAUGGUGACUGGAUACGAGAUAAGUGACUUACGCAUGCACACUAAAAACGGCCAGAACUACCUCUUCCUAAUUAUUCAAUACAGCUACAUCAGCCCUGAAAAACGGACCAAACACGCUCACCUAGUUACCCUCUCGACAGUACACAUUCAAAAGGAGAGUUUUAUAUACGUAAACUUACAUCUGAAUCAGAUGUUUACCUUUUUUCAUUCGAUGGAAGAGAAGCUCUUAUUCUCGUACAUUCACGUCUCCUACCAAGGGAAGUUUAUUGUCGCCACGAAUCAUUCCAUAUGUGAAAGGGCGACGAACUCUGUCCAACUGGAGAGACCACCUUACAUUGUGAACGCGCAAAGUGGGUAUUCCAUCCAAAGGGGUAACUACCCACUGGUGGAGGGGGAACCACUUGGAAGUGAAGACGACGGUGCGUUUUGCCACCCGGGGGAAGAUGUGCUCACUGUUAGGAAGGGACUCAUGCACAUUGGAAGCUCCUCCUGGGAGGAGAGACAAUACGUGUUGGUACUGGAUGAUCAGGACCCCAAGCAAGAAGGGCAUAACAAACAUAACAGGUUAUUUCCCCGAAUGGAAGAAUCCCUAACCGAUGAGGAGGGCCUUACCAGAAGUGAGGAUAUAUCAUUACACUCCGACGAAGUGGUAAACCUUUACCUCCUCUGCACGGAAGGCCGAUCCAUCUCACAUCCUGUGCAAAUUAGGAAUGUCCCCGACCUCGUCGAUAUAGUCAUCCACAACAGCUAUCUUGUCCUCCUCACAAAAACGAAAAUUCAAGUAGUGAACCUAAAGAUAGUGUGUAACGACCUAAUCAGCAUGGAAGAGACAAAAAUGGAAGACUUACCCCUUCCAAUAGGAAGGACGCACAUCGUAAACUUCGUUUCCAUCCCCUUGCCGAAAAUGUUUGCAAAUAAAAAAACAAAAUUGUGUAUGACUUGUUCAGGUGAAAAAAACACACAUUUUAUUGUAGCCAGUUUUUUGGUCAAUUUGAAACAGCGUAAACAGAAGGAACAUCGGAGGAGGAACAAAACAUGCAAUAGUAAGGCAACCCAUGAGUUGUUCCCACAGAAAAAAUACAUCUCCGUGGUGCUCUUCUGUGACGCACCGAAUGGCAAUGAGUGGAAGGUUUUAAAUUAUGAGAGGAACCCCUUCCUUCGCUCCAAGCAGGUGUUCUUGUUUGAAAAUAACUUAUUCCUGCUCGGUGGGGCAAAGAAGAGGGGCUUCGUUUGGGAACCGAACCGGAGGAAGCUACCCAAUGGGGGACUUAUCAACAGUGGUUUGCGGGGUCGAAAAGGGGAAACCACCCAAAGCACCACCCGGAGAUGCCCCCGCAAGCGCAAGAUCAACCUGUGCAACGAACUGAAGAAGUACCAAAAAAGAGGCAAAGGAUAUAUCGACGGAGAGGAAGCCGAGGAAGGAGCUCUCCCCCCCAGGAAGGGACAUCACGUGUUUUAUCACCCCCUCGGAUUGUUACACUACAUAAAAAUGGGUCUCUUUUCUCAUGUCUUUAUGGCACUGAAAUUACUCCUGAACCUUCUCCUCAACAGGUUCUAUAGUUAUGUGGACAGGAACAACCUUAGAAAUAGCAUCUCGGGGGAGGAGUGCUUUCCCAAGAAGCACUGUGCUUUGCAUGUCCUACUGGAAGACAACAAUGUGAGGAAAUCAGUUCAGGAAAACUUUGGAGAUAUAUGCACUGUACAGAAAAGCCACUUCCUUUUUAACUUAAAUUUUCUGACCACGGAAAUGGGUAUGUUUCGACGGAAUGAGCAAGGCCUGGUUGAUGGUGUCUGUGGAGGAGACACAGAUGGGAAGGAACAGGGGGGGGAGGAGACCCUCCUCCUCCAGGGGGGGAACCGUAAUGGGGAUGCGAUGGGACAGAAGGAUAAAUCUAUGUCCCUGUUCGAAGUGGAGUCCGUCUCGUUGGACGAUUUUAACCUGAACUCUGAUGAGGAAGAAUCUGCCCCGUCGGAGCAGGGUGGGCAGGAAGAGAAGGCCCCCACCCAGGAGCCACGUUCCGAGGGAAGCCAGAGCAGCAGUCGACGUGGGAACAGCCAUGGAAGUGAUAGUAGCGAUGAAAGCAGACGCAGUGAAGACGAACUGGAACAGAUGCAACGAAACUUCAAGUCCAACCUGAAAAACGCCAGCGUGACUAAUUACCAAUUGACGGCCGAAGAGGUGAAGAUCCUGCAGAUACUGCUGCUCCAUGUGAAUGUUCCCCAUUUGGGAGCCUUCGACCAGCUGCUCCUCUUUUGCAUUCUGAAUGCAUUUUGCGUCAGUGUGGGGUCUCCCCCUGGGGAUGGUAAACCCAACAACAGUGACAGUGACAGUGUGAGAAGCAUGCGAAGCAGUGGAGGUGAUGACUUCGGAAGCAGUCAUCCAUCGGAAGACUCCGCUGUGCAAACGGGCGAACACACCUCCAAGAAAUCCUGCAGGUGCUACUGUGAACACUUCGGUCUGCACCUCCAGAAGGAGCUCAUGAAGACAGAAAACAUAUACCUGUACGACCACGUGUGUGGGGGUGAACACGGUGGAGGAGGACAACCCAACGGAAGCAGCAUGACCCAAGUGAUCCUCUUCUUUUAUCGCCUCUACAUAAAUUGCUGCCUCUUCUUAAAUGUAACCCUGGAAAUUCACCACCAAUAUGCCUACCUCCUUUAUUUUGUGCGUGAGAAGGUUGCAAUGCAACUGAGUAGUUAUCUGGAGAAUCUUCUCACCCACUACAACCACUCCUUUCGCGUCCCCAUUAGCGGCAGUGACUUGAGCAGCGUCGACCUGUUCGAUAUGAGUGGCACUGGCAGCAGUUCCCACGUGGAUACUGGCUCACUUACCCACCAGUGGGAAGAUGAUGGACUUCCCCCCCAUGGCCGCCUCGUACGAUGGGUACGAAAAGAAAAAAAUGCGCCACCACAGGUAGAGCUGAAUAAUGUGCUGGUCGAAAGAAUGAAUAACAUAACACUGGUGGAAGAGGAAGUCGAAAAGUUCUGUUUCUUCUUCCCAUUUAGACGUAUGAAGUUGUUCUAUGUGCUGCACGAUAGGGACAACUUAUUUUACCUGCACGAGGUGCUAACAAACAGGACAAUAAAAAAAAUGAACAGCCUCAAUGUGGACGAUAAGGAGAAGCAGAAUGAAGUGAAUGCGUGUCUGGACUUCCUCGCAUUGUUAUACCUAGCAAAAAACGAGAAACAAAAGCUCAUGAUGUUGUAUAAGGUUAAAAAGCAGCAGAAGGUUUUUGAGUUCCUUUCCAAUGACUUUUCCCAGGAGAGAUGGAGUAACGCACUUAUGAACAAUGCCUACAAGCUGAUGCAGAUAAAAAGGUACUACCUUGCCAUGGCCUUUUUCAUUCUUCGUGGGGACAUUAAAGAUGUGAUCGAUGUGGCUCAUCAGUAUUUAGAGGACCAACAAUUGAGUGUCUUCCUUGUUAGACUGGUUUAUGCCUCCUACAUAGAGAAGGGGCAAUGUCUAGCAGGGAGAAGUAACCUUUCAGUCCCCGCAGGGUGUUUCCCGUUGGGGGAAAGUAGUAACCUGCUGGAGGGUUCGAGUGUGUCAGAGGUUCCUGGCAGCGGCUACCUCCCCUCCAGUGAGGUAGGCGAUAUGAGCGAAGUGGGAGAUGCGCCGAUUAGAGGAGUCGAAGAGGAACCAAGCAACUACACGAAGGAACCGCGUGACUUCCUACAGGAACACCUGAACUACAUUUUUACGAAAAAGUUGAAUACCGACCAUGAUGAAGGUGUUCCUAGUAGGUACCACCUUACGGAGAGAAACUACCAGGACGUGAUGAAGAACCUCCUGCUGGGGAACUACCUAGAGGUGUACUCUAAAUGUAGGAAGCCAGAGAGGUACCGUUUUCUCCUUCUGGUAUUGAAAAAUGUAAUUGUGGGGAGAAUAAGGAGGCAGGCGAAAGGACAAGGGGAUGCACUGGGGAUGACUAUUCUGUGCGGGCACGACGAAGGAGAACCCGGACAAAGCGAGCACUGGCAAGACGACCAUGUUGACUGCACAUUUCGGAUGAGUAGAAUCGAGUGCUACUUCAGCUCCCUCUACUUUUGCUCACAACAAAUGAGCAACUUAUCAUUCAUUUUCCUGUUCAUUUUUUUUCAAAACACCGACAAAGACGAAGAGUUGAUGCUCCUCCAUGAUAGACUCAAAUUCUUCCUCUGUAUAUCCUCUGAAGAUUACUUGGAGACCUUUCUCGGUGCAAAUAAAUAUUUGUUCGAGAUUAUUUUUGCCUCCUCGUGUGAGAAGGGGUCCAGGGUAGCGAGCGCUGACCAGGCAGACAGAGACAACUCCGUCGACUUCACGCAGUCGUUGAAGCUGUUUGCACGACUGGUGCAUUUGCUCUUUGAGUGCAUCAGCCGGGCAGGUGGCAGCGAAGACCCAAGCGGGCACCUUGACAUGCACCGUCACCUGCACGGUGGUACGCAUGGCGACCAACCCUGUGGCGCUGUAGAACCCGCACCGGCUGUGCUGCGCCUGUUGAACAAGCUGAGGGACAUCAGAACGAAGGACGGCUGCACGAGGAGACGCAAUCUGAGCCACUUCCUAACCACCCUACUGCAAAAAAUAAGUAGCAUGCACGGUGGGCAGAAGAGCACCCACCUACAGGUCAACCAUUACAUGCGUUACGAAAUUGCAAAGAAGAAAGUGAUAGAUCCAAGUACCAGUGCAAUCCCCAACCUGUGCGUUCCCUUAAACAAGUACAACAACCUCCUGACCCACUUAUUUUUUCACUUCUUUACUCUAAACGUUGUAGAGGAACCACAUUGCGAAGACGUCAUUCAGUUCGUCCUGAAUCGCAUCCUUCCCAUUCUCUUUAUCUACGUAAAUGACAUCGUUAGGAUUUUGCUCAAUUUUGCAAAAAAUAGGGACUACCAAUCGAUCUCCCUCCACGACCCGGUGUCCUAUCUACAUGACUCCGUGUCGUCUGUGCAGGAGCCGAUGCCCUCCCCGUGUGAACCGUUGUCCUCCCUGCACGCUCCAUAUCUGCAGCUUGUCAUUUUACGCGUCGGCCUUCGCAACUGCUUCUCUCGGGAAGGAAAGCAACAAACACAUGUGUCCAGAAGACUGAAAAAGAAUUUGAAGGCAAAUUCGAACCACCUGUGUGAACCCAGCACUGAGGAAGGGGGAAGAGUAACCAUACAACAAACGAUGCAACACCCAUGCAGGGAAGAGGAAAAUAGCCAUAAUGUCCACAUACAGGUUGACCGGAAGUUUUUUUCCUACCAUAUUCAUCUGCUAGAUCUCUUCCUAUGCUACCUAACCGUGCUGGUAAUAUGCUUCCUCAUGCUGGAUACCCACUACGGCUUCUUUGACAAUGGGGAGAUCUGCCUAGAUAGGCAGAACACGCAAAGGAAUGGAAGAACCAGUCAAUAUAGAACCCGUAAAGGAAGACACCUGAAAAAACUAUUCCUUGUUUUACACCUUCUACUGAAGAAAAUGAAAAAACUAAACUGGGCUAUUGAAAAUGUAUACAAGGGGAACAGCACCAUCAGCACUGCCGAUCUGCUGGUCAAGUUUGUUAAGUGUGCCUACCUGAGUGGGAAGAAGGGAAAGCUCUCUCCAUGGUUGCACAAGAUCAGUGGGAAGGACAAUAGGAAAAAAAAUAGCAAUAGCAGACAUGACUUGGGGAUACCCUCCAGUGAAGGCAUAGAUGUGAGUGCAGCUCCCUUGGGAACAAAUCCCCCCAUCAGGAACAACCUCCAAAAGGAUAACGACAUGGAACCACAGAUGAGCAUACGAUCAUGUGAAUACGUGCACAAGGGGAGACUCUCACCAGGAGCAUUUCCCCUCCGACCUGCAGCGGCGGAAACGACGGAAGACCUACCCUUCGAGAAAUACUGCAUCGUGAGCAUCUUCCUGUCCACCUUCGAAUUGCUCAUUGGAAACUUUCACAUCUUCGCCUACAAGGCGAACGUCUUCACGCCGCAGCUGCACCUGCGAGGGAGGGGCAGCCAUUCAGGAAAAGGAACCGAUCAACAUGGCAAGUAUAGCCAUGCAAACGCGAAGAACCAUAUCAACCCAUUCUACUACAACACCUGCAUUCUCCUCCACUUCAUAGAUAGCCUGUGCCAUUUGGUAAACAAAUUUCUCCUGUCUAGGAUGAAGGACCUACUGUACAAAUCGGCCUACAACAUUAAGAACACCCUGCUCACCUUUCUUUCCUUCCCUUUUUUCUUCAACAAAGUUAAGACGAGGAAAAAGAAUCAUGUCCUCUGUGAGCACUUUAUCGAUUCGCACAUUUCCCUCUUUUAUAACAAGCCCCUUUAUGCCAUAUGGAAGAUGAACAGCUGCACCUAUAGGUCCUUUCUCCUUUUCUUUAACAAAACCUUCUACGAUUAUAAUGAUUCGCUGAACGAUGUGGUGAGUGCCUACCGGGGGGGUCAACAGGGCCAACAGGGAGAACAGGUCGACCUCCCCCAACAGGACGGAACUUAUAAUCACCCCCACCUGAAUGAAUACGCAAAAUACCAUCGGUUAUAUAAGGAGGGGUGUAGACUAACUGAACAAUACCAUCUGGUCAUUCCCACCUCAAACGUGGAAAAGGGAAACAUGGCCUGCAACCAAACAAACUUUCUUUUUAAGAGACCCAGAAGCUACGACCGUUUUUUUUCCUUCACGUCUAGAAUGAGCUUUUUCAAGAAUCUCAAAUUGGGUACUAGCGGUGGGGCUGCGAAACGAAUGGACAAGGAAAGAAGGAGAAAAACCCACGACCAGGUGGGGGAGUACCGCCACGUUAACUAUGACAGUAUUGCUAAAAUGAAAAGCAACCUUCUGAAACACGGGAUAGUCGAGACGGAGGGACGGAGCAGUCAGGAUGGUAGCCAAGUGGAUGAAGAUGAAGAGGCGUGGAAUUACGCAAUGGGUGGUACGUCAGAAAGGAAGGGAUGCUCUAUCGAGCAGAACCUCCUGGGAACGACACCCCGAUCGGUGCGUAGCAGGAGCAUCCGCAGCAGUGUUAGUGGCGGUGCUUACGUUGGUGGUGGAAUUGGCGGAGUUGUUCCUGCUGAUGGGGAGCGUCUGAACACCCCACAGAGAGACCACUCCAGAACGACCCAUACAAAGGCGAACAAAACGCACCACCGUGGAUCAAACCCAAGAAGCAACCACUCUCGGAAGAGAAGUCACAAAAGAAGCAAAAAAGAACACAACAAACUGCCCCAUGUUAUCCCCCUGUCUUAUCUAUUCAACAACAUGAGUGACAGGCAUAUCAUCGAGCAGGGGAAAAUGGACAGCCACAACAGCACCAUCCUUUAUAUACAUCGAAAAAAUAAAGUCAAAAAAAUAUGUAUUCUGGACCACUUGAAAAAGCUUAAUAAGAAGUGCAGGUUCAUUAACUACGUUUCUCACUACGAUUUGAAGGGGAAAAACAGAACUUCCAGGGGUAGAAGUGGCACGGGGGAGAAGAAGUGGAAGAGUAGUGUCAUCUUAGGGGGGGAAGUUACCACCCAAGUUGUGCCCACUGCAGGGAAGAAGAACCCCCUCAGAGGAGAAUUCACUGAUGUUGCGAAGGACGAUAAGGAUGGCAAUCCACGUUUGAAGGACGACCGUGCCAGUCGUAGCGUUGAAGUGGGCGUGCUUCCCACCCCAAAUGGGGAGGAGCGCCCCUGGCAUAGCUACUCCCUGCAGGGGAAAGGAGCCCCCAUCGGAAAGGAGGUUAGCACACCGAAUGAUCAGAUCUGCAAGGAGGCCAAUCAGGGAGGAAACGCACAUCCGGGCAACGGGCGAACCGGGGAGAGGACUCCCAGCAGCAAUAGCAAGUGCAGCCUCGGGGGUGGUACCAGACGACAUGGUGCCAAACAAAAUGAUCACCCCAAGAAUGAGAAAAUCUUCCUGGACAUUAACAUGAACAAGCUGCUGUAUAUAUACAAGUGCAUGCACAUUCAGUGCAUGCACAACCUGACCCCCCUGUGCAGCUACCUGAGCAACUUCGUCCCAAACGACUGCAGCGUCACCAGCCUCUUUACCAAUUCCUACAACAACCAUUUCGUGAACAACUUGUUUUUUCACAAUCUGUUCUAUGUGUAUGACAACACAAUGACUCUUCUGCUGAGGUCGAACAACGUGGGGUCGAUAUUCUACGGGGGGGACAACCAACGUGGAGGGAAGACGGAGAGUAGUAAGAAGGGUGCACUGAAGGGAGAUCAUACGUCUCACAUUACCUUAUCUGAGGAGAUUACUGCGUCCCCACGUGACAGUCACCGAAGUGUAAACUCCUCCUCGCUCCCCACAGCAGACCACACAAUUGAUCACGCAACUGCUGGCCACAUAAUUGAUGACCACAUAAUUGAUGACAACACACGCAUUGCAGUAGAAGCAGCCACCAGGGUGAAGCCCAAACCGGAGGAGCAACUGCAAAGAAAUGUAGCCAUCUCGACAACCGCACAGAAGUACAUCGAGACGGUCAUGCUGCUCCUUUACAAUAACGUUACGCUGAACGAAUCGGACAAAAUUAUCACCACAAAAAAGGAAAAGGAGAAAAAAAAAAAAAAUGAAUUCGAGCACCUCCAAGAGUAUAUAGAAAGAAAUGCUAACACAUGCAUCAGGAGAAAAUACGGCUUCAUUAACCAGCUGUCAAAUAAAAAGGAGAAUUGUUUUCUUUUAAAAACAGGAGCCAUUAUUUCUCACCCCUUUCUCCCUGUCUAUGCACUCAUAAAUAUUAACCACGAGAAGAAUGCAACGUUGGAACAACAGCAAUUGUUGGACAAGAAUCGGUUCCAGAUAAGGCUCUGCAGCUUCUCUGUGAAUUAUGAAAACAUUUGCUAUAGAUAUGGGAUCAUCUCUAGCGUGUCUUGGAGUUCAAAUGGGAACCUCCUGAUGGUCUCCGAUGAGUGUGGGUACUUAUAUAUUUAUAACAUAUUUUUAGGUGGUUUUGUAAACCCUAAGGUGGUUGUGAACGGUGUGGGGAAUGACCCCAAUGGAGAUCGGAAUAUGGGCGUGAACACCUCCGACAGGGGGGCCACAGCGGCGUGCGUCAGUGCAGGCGAAAACGAGGGGGGCCUCCCCCCGGAUCAGUUCGACGACUACAACGGGCACGAUGAUCACUACGACGCCUACUACGAUAGCUAUUAUGACGAUGAAUAUGACGACCAUUACGAUGAAUCCGGUGAGGGGUACUCCGAUUACCAUUCCUACGACCAUCACGAAGGCGAUGACCCCGGGGGGGAUCACGCCGAUGCCCACUUGGAGGAGGAAACGCCCAACGGGGAUAAUCCCAACGAGCAGGGCGAAGAAAACGGACGGGGACCCCAGGAAGGGGAAGAAAGGAACGGAAAAAACACCCCAACAAAUGGGAAAGUUUCACCAAAUGGCAAAGUUUCACCAGAUGGAAAAAACAAAAAGAACGAGGAGCAAAGCGAAAGUGUCAACUUCGGAAGCAAGAUAAAGGAGGGAAACAAAAAAAUAAGAAACUUUUUUAAGGACAAUUUUCUGAAAAACAAUAAGAAAAAGACCUCGGGCCAGGGAGGUGGAGAAAGGAAGAUGAGGAGACGACAGAAGAUGAGCAGACGGUGGAGGGCGCGUCGCUAUUGCAGGAAGGGCAAUUACAUCAUAAGGGAAGCCAUGUGUGUGGUAAAACUGCAUGACGAGGUAAUAGACGUGAGGUCUCUAGACGACUCCACUUUCUACCUAGUCAGCAUCGGCAAGGGGGUGAGCCCCCACUCGGUGAGCAACCACACGGUCUUCAUCGAUGCGGACUUUGCAAAGAUCGAUGAGCAUUUGCGGCACACCCAGGAGGUUACCGAGCGGCAGGAGAAGUCGCUCGAUGACCAACACACUAACCGUUUGCUAACCGAAGAGGGGAACGCCCAUGACUGCCCCAACGAAACGAACAAAAGCGUGUCCAUUUCCAAGUUCGCCCUCCCCGAGUUCUUCCAAAGUGAUGUUUCCCAUCCGGAUAAGAAAGAACCUUUCCCACCACAGAAGCGGGAACAAAAAAAAAAAAAAAACAAUCCUCAGGAAGAAGCAAACACGAUCCAUAAAAGCAGAAUGAAUCACAUAGAUGCGUUUUUCAACCUGCACGUUUUUAAAAAGAAAAAGAGCUACUUCAAGUCUUCCUUUUUCCACUUCGAUGCUCCGAAUGGUAUGUUUUUUAAAAGUAACAAAAAGGUGCGGAAUGUUGAAGACCUGGCGGAUACCGUGUGUCUCUGUGUGUGGGACUUGUGUUCCAUUUUAACCAACCAAGAGAAGCAGUUCUUAAAGGGGAAGAUAACCGUUGGGGCGUCCGACCUGGGUCCCAAUUCGCACAACGAAAACGGCGUCCCCACAACCACCACCAGUAACAACAGUAACAACAACAGUAGCAACUAUAUCAACCAUGGCAACCAUGGCAACCAUAGCAACUAUAACAACCAUAACAACUGUAACAGCCACGCCUAUGGGAGGAACGAACUGACCAGUCGAGCAGGAGCCAAGAAGAUGGAAAACGGAAGCGUUCUUCACCCAACCCUUGUGUGCAUUAUCGGAAACUUACCCGAGAAUAAAACCCAGCCGAAUAAAAGGAAAAACAACGAAAAUGGGAACUCCAUCACGACCUUCUGCACUUGGCUAUCCUCUCGGAACCACCUCUACAAGGUUGUGCAGGAUCCCUUAGACAGAGAAAAAAUCAGAUGGAGAAAAAACAAGCGGAAAGAACACCCCCCCAGGGGGAACAAUAAAAUCACCGCUGUGGUCGAAACGCCAAAGAAAAGAGGCCUCUUUUGGCACCUCUUUCAUCAUAAGGUGUGCUCAAAUAACUUCUCUCAAGAUGCUUACGUUUUUUAUGGAGACCAAUUGGGUUACAUCCACGUAGUGCACCUGCAAAUCUACAAGAAGGUGCACUUCUUCCGGGCCUUCGACGUUCCCAUUCUUAAGGUGUUCGUGUGCAAAAAUAUCGUCACCAAGUUGCUUGUUCUGGCAGAUGCACGGGUAAGGAAUAAUACAUCCUUGUGGCGGUGUCACUCCACCGUUGCCUCAACUGGGACAAUAACACCAAUCUCUUUCUUUUCAUGCAUUCCCCCCCUGCAGCUGCGUAUCUACCUAGUCGAGUCGGCCCUCGAAAUAACGCUCAUCAAGGAGGUCCAAAUAAAGCAUGACGUGCCCCCCAACAAGUGCAUCUGUGAAGACAAAAUAAGAGAACUAAAGGAGAAGAAAAAAAAGGAAGAAAAUGAGAACGACGGCGUCUCCAUAUUCAACUUGUCCUAUUUCCUCUCCUCCAAUUAUCCCAAAAAGCAGAGCAACACCCGAGGGGAGGACAAACCGAACGGCGUCAACAGUAUCAACAACGCCAGCAACGUUAGCACGGGUCAUGUGGAUAUCAAUGCCAUUGGGGGCAGCCUCGGGAAUGGAAGCAGCGUCAAUGUGGCAGAAAACCCUGCCGUAUGUGGAAGCAUCAGCGGGGUAGGAAGUUUCAGCGCAGUUGGAAGCAUGAGCAUAGUUGGCAAUCCGAGUGACAGCUUCUCUGGGAAGAAAAACCACAACCACCAGCACCACCACCUUCUGGUAAACUACAACACCCCGAAUGACUCCCCUCAGAAACCAACCCUCGCAGAUGCCAAAAGUGGCUCAUUGACACCCCUCCCGAGUGAAGAAAGGGGAAAGGAAAAACCUACCUCCAUGUUAAACGAAAAUAACAGUACACCUCCUAAGGUGAAAAGAAGCAGCACGUCCUCCAACUCCUUGAACCCGUUCAAAACGGUAAGUGACACCGAAGACGAGGCAGAUGCAAACAGCGAUAAGGAAGCUUACCAGAGCGUCAUUAUCGGUGGAAUCAAUUUUGGCUACCUUGGGUUCAAUUUCUCUAAGUUCAUGAAUAACAAAAAAAAGACCACCAUCGUGGACGCCUACUUGUUGUCCAACUCGCACUUGGUGACUGUGUCCAGCAACGGCACCCUCACCCUCAUUAAAGUCUGA
Messenger RNA from Plasmodium coatneyi, 15012 nucleotides. RefSeq lists its product as uncharacterized. NCBI's taxonomy places the organism in Eukaryota, Apicomplexa, Aconoidasida, Haemosporida, Plasmodiidae. The coding region runs from base 1 to 15012 and encodes 5003 amino acids. Gene Ontology annotation, biological process: vacuolar acidification. The transcript has a single exon. Gene Ontology annotation, cellular component: RAVE complex. The record is from RefSeq and is a predicted model, not a curated record.